AUGGAUUUGAUGGAACUAUCUCAUCUCCGGCCACUGUUGCCGCGUGAAAGCGGCGAACCCCCACCAAGUCGACUAGUGCCUAUUCUACCCAAAAGAUCUGCGGUAUCUACAGCUUGUGAAUAUUGCAGGCAGCGAAAAUCCAGAUGCGAUGGUGCAAGGCCGCACUGCACUCCCUGCGCCGCCAAUGGACGAGAGUGCAUCUAUAGCACAGGCCCGUCCGAAUCGAGGCAAACGGCUCGGAGAAGAAUUCACGAAGAGCUUGAGCGAAAGGCCAGGGACCUUGAGAAGUCCCGAGAUGCGCUCCGCAUUCUGGUCGAAGCUCUGCAGGUCAAAGACGAAAGCGAGGCGUUGGCAAUAUUCCGGCGCCUGAGAGAAGGCACUGCCGCCGACGUCCUUGUACGCCACAUUCAAGACGGUGAUCUGCUGAUACAAACCCACGCAAUACCUGGAGCGAGGCUGCGGUUUGAAUUUCCAUAUCGGAAACAGAUGCCGCAGUCACUUUUGAAGGCUAAUAAUCCCUUCGUGACGUCGAUGCUAUACGAAACUGCAUUUACUACGCCCACUAGUGUACGGAUGUCACUAGACAAGCCCAGUCACAGUCCGGAUAUGUACGCCUCUCACAGCUCGCCCUACACGCAGCCGUACGGAUUGGCCUCAAUUGUCGACGCACGCCUCGAUAAGGCGAUACCAUCCCGCUGGACGGUUGUUCUCGCUGACGACGUUUUUUUGAGGAUGCUUCUGAAGCUCUAUUUUCAAUACGAGCAUCAAUUUCUCAGCUUCUUUCAUAAAGACCUAUUCCUUGACGAUAUGCUGUCAGGAUCGACGACAUUCUGCUCCGAGCUGUUGGUGAAUGCCGUGCUAGCACUGGCUUGUAACUGCUGCCGUACGAUGAAGGGACGUUACGAAUUCUGGAACCCCGAAAUGCUUGGCUACAAAUUUUUCGCCGAAGCUAAGAGGGCUUGGGAUGUUGAGAUACACAAUGACGGCCGCAUCACUACUGUUCAGGCAGCGAUGGUUCUCUGUGCGAUCCACAAUCUCUACGCGAUGGACAAAGUUGGCAUCAGCUUUGGCAACGGAGCUGUGAAGCUGGCUCAUGAGCUCAACGCCUUUGCUUCUCAUGCUGACAUGACUUGCAUCACCGAUGUGGAAAGACACGCAUACACAUAUACAGCGUGGAGCAUGUAUUUCUGGUUCAGCGUGAAGUGCCAUUUGCUUUGCAUCCAGCCGUUGGUGAAAACUCCACCCGCAAGUCCGCUGCCUGACCCUGUUGAGAACCACGAGUGGUACAGCGAGACUUGGAUUCAAUACCCGUUCCAUGACACGUUGUAUUCUUUGAAUCAUCCUGUGUUUUUUAAGGCCAAGUGUGAUCUAAGUAUCAUACUUAAUCAGCUAACCUUCAGCAUCUUCAACGAGGCUGGUCGCAGCAAGCCGCUACCUCCCAAAGAACUCAAAGACUUCUUGGAGAGGCUUGGAACUUGGCAUUUUUUCCUACCCCAGUCGUUAGCCCCAGAAAACAUUAUCUUCCCAUUUGAGCUGAACUUGCAUCUCACAUACUACGCUGCUAUACUGAGCCUUGGCGACUUCACCUCACCCGAUAGUCUAGUACAUGCACUCUGCCACACUGCUCCUCGGCGCUGGCAUACUUGCAAGCUGCCGCAAGCUUCCCGCCAGCAGCUCAAGGGCGUCUACGAGAACCCGUUGCGCCGCAUCAACGACGAUGACGCCUACGGCAUGGAUGUUGAGCUCGGAACGCCGCCGCAGAAAGUCACUCUCCUGGUCGAUACCGGAAGCAACACGCAUUCUAUCGAGUCUCGCUACGACGUCUACUGCCAGGAGGGCGUGUGCAAGAGCACCGGCAUAUUUGACAACAAGACGUCCAGCAUGUCCAAACUCGUCGAUAUCGGUUUCAAUAAUGUCAUUUAG
Messenger RNA from Akanthomyces muscarius, 1923 nucleotides. RefSeq lists its product as uncharacterized. Bases 1 to 1923 code for a protein of 640 amino acids. The transcript has 7 exons. NCBI's taxonomy places the organism in Eukaryota, Fungi, Ascomycota, Sordariomycetes, Hypocreales, Cordycipitaceae. Gene Ontology annotation, molecular function: zinc ion binding; DNA-binding transcription factor activity, RNA polymerase II-specific; DNA binding. Gene Ontology annotation, biological process: regulation of DNA-templated transcription; DNA-templated transcription. The record is from RefSeq and is a predicted model, not a curated record.